Messenger RNA from Melanotaenia boesemani (Boeseman's rainbowfish), 4876 nucleotides. It is a transcript of the gene tecpr1b, whose product is annotated as tectonin beta-propeller repeat containing 1b. NCBI's taxonomy places the organism in Eukaryota, Metazoa, Chordata, Actinopteri, Atheriniformes, Melanotaeniidae. The record is from RefSeq and is a predicted model, not a curated record. Bases 309 to 3890 code for a protein of 1193 amino acids. Gene Ontology annotation, cellular component: membrane. The transcript has 26 exons.
UUCGACCAAUGAGAGAAAAAGGUUGCACACUCCUGCCAGGUUUCAGCCAAUCAGAGCCGCACUUCCUCCAUUUCCUGUUGUGGACUCCGAGUUGGACAGGGCAACCCUCUUGUCCAGAAUAUGAAUUAAAAUGCUGCUUUAUGCUGAAUGACUUUACUUUUCCCCUACCCUAAGGUGUUGCUCAUAACCGAGCCGCAUGCUACGGGCCAAGGAGAUGGCAGAUAUCGGCUGUUGCGCCUGAUGUCAUGACGCGUCUGUUGGUAUUCACUUGACAACCGCGGAUCAGAUACAGACAUUCAGGGACCAUCAUGCCCAUCACAUUGCUGUGGGCCGUGGAUGUGUAUGGCAGAGUGUACAGCCUCUCCACUGCUGGCCAGCGCUGGGUGCGCGCUGAUGACACGCUGCUGGAGCUGAAGCGCGUCACUGCAGGGAAGGGACGCUGCUGGGGCAUCGGUUGUGAUCACCACGUUUACCUCAAUAUGAUGCCCAGUGAGACAUCCAUCCGGUAUCGGGAGGAGACCUAUGAAAACCAGCGGUGGAACCCAGUGGACGGCUUCACUGACGUCCUGCUGCCCACUGACCGUUGGCCGUGGAGCGAUGUGACCGGGAUGAAUCCACAGCCACUCCACAGCUUCCAGCUGCCCUCACGCAGCUGGGAGUGGGAAGGAGACUGGUAUGUGGAUCAAACCUGCGGAGGAGAAUCCAACCAAACUGGGGGCUGGGAGUAUGCUGUUGAUUUCCCGGCCAACUUCUCUCCAGACAAGAAAUGGAACUCUUGUGUCCGUCGUAGAAGAUGGAUCCGUUAUAGAAGAUACACAGCACAAGGCACUUGGGCAAAGAUACCCUUGGACAAUCUCAGAAAAACCCCACUGCCCCUCUGUGAUAUCAGCUGUGGUGGCUGGGAGAUGAGUGACCAGUCUGGGAGGUACCCCUACCUCUGGGGUGUGUCCCAACAAGGACAGGUGUGGUUUAGAGAAGGUAUCCACCCUCGUGUCCCAGAAGGCACCAGCUGGGAGGAAGUGGAAGUGCCCAAAGAGGUGGCUCAGUUAUCAGCUGGCCCUGGAGAUCUUCUUUGGGCCUUACUGUGGGAUGGGAAUCUGUUGGUUCGUACUGGUCUCAGUCUGGACAGCCCAACUGGUACCUCCUGGGUGGAAGUGGAUCCACCAGGAAAGGAGGUUGAAGCUCUUCAUGUGGCUGUUGGAGUCAGCGUGGUCUGGGUUGUCACCAAAGACUACAAGGUGUGGUUCAGACGUGGUGUAAACUCCCACAACCCCUGUGGCUCUGGUUGGAUCAGCAUCGGAGGGGAGAUGAUGAUGGUGGAUGUGGGACUCAAUGACCAGGUGUGGGCGGUUGGUGAAGACCGUGGUUUGUAUUUUAGGAUGGGUGUGGCCCCGUCUGAACCAAGUGGAAAUGGCUGGAUCCCUGUUUCUGCCCAGUGGGGCUGCAAUAAAGAGGUUAUACCACAAAGGGAUGAGGGUGAGUUUAGUGGCCAGCUGACUGAAGCCUCACAAGGCUCAGUACUGAGCUGCACUGACUCAGACUCAGAGUUAGGUCCUACUGACCCACAACGCAGUGCAACUAGCACCCCAGUCUUGGAGGCAGAGGCUCCCUGUAUAGUCCCCUUAGGUGGAUCCGACACACCUGCACCUUCCGAUGAAAUAAAAGACUCUCCAUCAGCCCCCCAGCAGGAUGCCCCUAAACCCUUCAUCCCCACCAGUGACAGCUUUAUCAACAGUCUGGUCUCAGAUCGUGACAGAGCUCCCACACCCCAAGCGUCCAUUAAAGAGAUACCACAAGAAGAGGACGAGGAGUUAAGUCCUGCACCGAUACUUCCAACCCCUCUGGCUGCAGGACAUGAUGUCCCCUGGAUGAAUGUUGACCUGGAGGGUGCUGAAGCUGCUCGAAGUGCAGAGGCAGCCAGCCGUUUGAUGGGUGGUGGUGGAGCAGCUGCCACUUAUGCUCUGGGGACUCUGGAGAACUCACAAGGCAUUGGAGAAGAGGACGGGCCAGUGUGGGCUUGGAUUUCUGGUGGAGGUUGUGAUGUGGACGCAGCUUCACAGAUCAGCUGGCUCAGUCCUACAGGCCCUCUCACCAGUUCCCUGUCACUGACUCCAGUCCAGUCAGCAGCCUGGAGCGAGCAGCCUCAGCAGCACGAACAAAGAGAGGACAUCAGCAAGAAACCACUGGAGAGAAGCAAUUCAGUGUGGGUGCGUAAAGGUACACUGCGGUGGUGGAGAGAUUGGAAACCCCACCGCUGGGUCGAUGUGGGUGUUGCUCUUGAGCAAUCCACCAGGUCUGAUGGCAGGAAGGACAGCAUUUUCUUUGUCUAUUACACACAGUAUGAUGAGAAAAAGUACCUACAUGUCUUUAUAAAUGAGGUGACAGUGUUAAUGCCGGUGCUCCGGGACUGCCACUAUGCCUUUGUUGUGUACACAGCCGAAAGAACCAAGCAGAGGUGGCCUCUGGUUCUUGCAGCUCAAACUGAAAAAGACAUGAAUGACUGGUUGAACCUCUUGUCUGACUGUUGCUGUGAAUGUCGAGGAAUCACAAGUGCUCCGUCGAGACCGGCUCUUUGGUCCACCACCUCAAAGGGAGACAUCAUGGUCCAUGAGCCAUCCUUCUCCCUGGAGGCCCCUGCACACACAAUGGCCUGUGACCUCAUGUUUUGGCGUCAGGUCCCGGGCCACCUGCGCUGUGUAGAGUCUAACAGUCUGGGGCUGGUGUGGGGCAUCGGGUGGGACGGCACCGCCUGGGUCUAUACUGGGCACAGUGGGCAACAGCCAAAUUCGGGAGUUGCCUCUCAGAUGCAUCAGCAGACUGAUGUCAGGAGUAUUCAUGUGUACGAGAAUCAAAGAUGGAACCCUAUGACUGGAUAUACUGACAAAGGACUUCCUACAGACCGCCCUAUGUGGAGUGAUGAAAGCGGACUGAAGGAGUGCACCAAAGCCAACACCCAUCCACCCUCCCCUCAGUGGUCCUGGGUCUCAGAGUGGGCUGGCGAUUACAACAUCCCUGGAGGAACAGACAAAGAAGGCUGGCAGUAUGCCGCAGAUUUCCCCACGACAUUUCAUGGCCACAAAACCAUGAAGGACUUUGUCAGGCGCAGAAGAUGGACGAGGAAGUGUAAGAUCGCCAUUAGAGGUCCAUGGAAGCAGGUUCCUCCCAUCUGUCUGAGUGACAUCUCUUUGAUGCCAUGUUUGGCCCAGAGCAGGAUGGAGCAGGUCCCUGUCUGGGCCCUCAGUGAUAAGGGAGAUGUCUUGUGUCGGCUGGGAGUCAGUCCCCAAAACCCUGCGGGCAGCUCCUGGCUCCAUGUAGGCACAGACCAGCCUUUUAAAUCUAUCUCCAUCGGCGGAGCCAAUCAGGUGUGGGCCAUCGCCAAAGAUGGAGCUGUGUUUUACAGAGGAUCAGUUUCCCCUCAAAACCCUGCAGGAGAAUGCUGGUAUCACAUCCCCUCUCCACCAAGACAGACCCUCAGACAGCUGUCCGUUGGACGGACUUCUGUCUUUGCAGUAGAUGAAAACAGUAACCUCUGGUACAGACAGGGACUCACCCCCAGCUACCCUCAGGGCUCUGCCUGGGAGCUCAUCUCUAAUAAUGUCACCAAGGUUUCUGUUGGACCGCUGGACCAGGUCUGGAUCAUAGCUGAUGGAGUCCCAGGCUUCCCUUUCGAGACACCAGGAGCCAUCUGCCACAGGCUGGGUGUAGGACCCAUGCAGCCCAAAGGCCAGUCCUGGGACUAUGGUAUAGGGGGAGGAUGGGAGCAUAUCAGUGUGAGGGGGAACUCAGCAGAGGCUCCACGGGCCCCUCACCCUCCUCCUGCAGGCCCCCCACGCAGCCCGGUACCCCAACGACCUUCGACUCAAGCGAAUGGGAAUGCUGUGUGUGUGUAGCACCCUCCCAUUUCUUCCUCCUCCUCAGCCCUGUUUGUGCCUGGAUCCACAUUCAUCUCCUUGGACCUUUUCCACAUUCUCUUCAUGUAAAGGGACUGCACAAGCAUACCACCAAGUCUAGACUGCUUUUGUUUGGAUUUGAUCGACGAAUGUCCCGGCCUGACGCGUUUCUAAAGAAGAAAUCAUUUUAAUGUUCAGUUAAGACAGAAAUGAGAGCAAAAACAAAAACAAAAAAGGAUAUCUUGUAGGACAAUUUCUUUAACAGAAAAGUGAGUGCAUGCAUUUUCUUAUUAAGCUUUGGCCACUGGGUAUCAUGGGAUGGAGCAAUAGCUUUUAUUAAAUUAUUCAGUAUCCUGUGAAAAACCUAAAACGGUAAGAUUUCAGUGACGGGCUAAGGGCUGGUUACCAUAUGGUCUUCAAACACACGAUCACUGUAGCCUAAACUGUAUUAGUUUGUAUUGUUAUGUUGAUCUCUUUGUUUUUAUUUGCAUGUGAUCUCACUUAUUUAUUUAUUAUGCAUUGAAGUUUAUUUCUCUUUUUAUUGUAGCCUCUUGUGUUUGCAAUAUAGUGUUUUCCCCAUGUUUCUACAACAUACCUUCUGAGGGCUUUUUCAAGAUGAAAACCUUGAUUAUUAAAGCGUAAUUAAUCACUUUAAACUAUCAGAUUAUAUCCAUAUCCUCUUGCAAUAAAAAGGUCUUCCUGUUAGUAUUUAUCUGCAUCCACAAAAUUACUAUGACUGUUGACUCUGCAGCAGGUCUGAACGUCACCGUGACCAGACCGAUGUUCAUCUCAUAAGGACAUUGAAAUGUGAAAUAAAAAUGUGAAAAUACUCAUUUCUUUUUGUUAUUUUAAAAUAGAUCUAGAAAACAAGGAAGUUGCACCAGACCUACACUUUCAUGAUAGACAUCCCCACAGCAUAAUGCUGAUAUUACAACAUUUGACUGUAGGAAUGGUAUUAGUGUAAUAAAGUGAUGCUUCGCGCCUGG